AUGGGGCAGAGGGUUAUCGCAAAGAUUGACCUCUCGAAGGCCUUCCACGCAGUACCCCUCGUAGAACACCAACGACCAUAUUACAGCUUCCUGGACCCAGAAGGAAACUGUUAUUGCUAUGCUCGAAUGCCUAUGGGUGCGAAGACAGCACCCAAGCAUUUCGCAAACGUUAUGAACCUAGUUCUCGGCCGUGUGGCAACGGAAGAUCAGGUUAACGUAAGAUCGUAUCAAGAUGAUAUUGUGAUCGCCGCGAAUUCACGAGAAGAGCUCGACACCCGCUAUGAAAAGGUGUCUGAACACCUACGACGAUUUGGGUUUAAGAUUAAUAACGAGAAGUCCUCAAAGGCGGAUUCCCUCGACGUUCUGGGAUACCGUUUCGAGAAGAAGAGAGUGACGAUUCCGAGGGAGAAAGAGCGAUCGAUAAGAUCAGCACUGUUGAGUAAAGAUAUAAGACAAGUAAUCCGCGCCACGCAUCAGCUGGGCUAUUACAAGCUCAUUCUGACUCCGGCACAGCGCGAUUCGGCGGCAAAGCUAAGACAGAUUCUCCUAAAGGUGGGUCAUUUCACACAAGUCGCGAGAGACCUGCGUACGGCUCUCGACGUGAAGUGGGAAUGUCCCAAGGAAACGCCUUGGUCGGCCAAGCGAAUCGAAAUCUACGUAGAUGCCUCGGACACGGCAGCUGGAUUACACGUCAGAUACAACGGCAACUGCGUGCUAGAAGAAUCGCUCCCUCUGACGCACACGGCAACGAACUUGGCUUCGUUCAAGGAGAUACAAGGAGCUUAUAAGCUCCUGGUGAAGUAUCGCGCGCAUAUCCGACAUAUUGACAUGACGUGCGAGAAGGUUAUUCUCACGGAUAACUUACGGCUGUACCAGGCCCUGAUUCGUGGUGAAGAACCAAGGAAUGAUCUAGAGAUAUAUGCGGCCAGGAUAAGGCAACUCUAUCAAGCUAAAUAUGCUUACGUACCAGGGAGCCUCAACCCGGCCGAUGACAUCUCGAGGAGACGGCGUCUCCCGCCUUGA
Gregarina niphandrodes is the source of this 1023-nucleotide messenger RNA. RefSeq names its product putative retrotransposable element Tf2 155 kDa type protein. Bases 1 to 1023 code for a protein of 340 amino acids. NCBI's taxonomy places the organism in Eukaryota, Apicomplexa, Conoidasida, Eugregarinorida, Gregarinidae. The transcript has a single exon. The record is from RefSeq and is a predicted model, not a curated record.